AUGUGGCAACCCUACUGUGCAGAUGCAUGGGAGUCAUGUUAUCGUGGCCUGGUCUAUCGAGAGGCCGAAGGUGUGGGACCCAGAGGGAAGACCGGACGAAGAUGGAAGCCCUGGAUCGGUCCCAGCAUUGCGCUGAAGGACACCAUAGGACAGAAACGAGACUUAUUCCACAUCUACCUAGCGUAUUGGAGCAAGGCCUGGUCUAAUAUUGCAAGGUGCUCCUUGAACACGGCUACCCUAGAGGCGGCUUAUAAGGUGCUCGUCCGUUGGUACUGGGUUCCAUCCCGUAUCGCCAAAACAAACCCAUCCUGCAGCAAUAGAUGUUUCAGGGGCUGUGGUCAGCGUGGAGAUGAACUUCAUAUCUGGUGGUCCUGCCCCCACCUGGUGGGAUUCUGGUCAAGGGUUUUUGGUCUUCUGUCCACUCUCUUCCAUAUAUCCCCCCGCAAGGAUGCCAAAUUGUCCUCACUCCACUGCCCAAUCCCGAGCCUCUUCUCUUAUCAACACAAGUUGGCCACCUAUUUGUUUAUCGCUGCGAAGCGUGCAAUAGCAAGGGCCUGGAAGAAGCCAGCUGUCUCGUUUGCGGAGGUGAAGAACAUCCUAACGAUUCUCAUGAUUAAUGAGAAGAUGUCUAGUAUUCUUCAUGACUCCCACGCCAAGUUCCUCAAGAAUGAAGAACGGAAAGACAUCAAAGUUGAGGAUAAAGAGGAAGAAGAAGAGAGGUUGGUGAGUGGAGAUCAGCAGUCUAUGGACAAGAGAGGUCCUCUGUAUUCCCAGGAUUCCACCCAGGAAGAUCACAAUUAUAAAGAUAAUGAUCAGGAUGAAGAUUUUAAAGAUAUCAAAGCUGAGGUUAAAGAGGAAGAAGAAGAGAGGUUGGUGAGUGGAGAUCAGCUGUCUAUGGAGGAGGGGUGUCCUCUGUAUUCCCGGGAUUCCGCCCAGGAAGAUCACACCUAUAAAGAGAAUAAUCAGAAUGAAGAACGGAAAGACAUUAAAGUUGAGCAUAAAGAGGAAGAAGAAGAAGAGAGGUUGGUGAGUGGAGAUCAGCAGUCUAUGGAGGAGAGAGGUCCUCUGUAUUCCCAGGAUUUUCCCAAGAAAACCCCCAGUUAUAAAGAGACUGAUCAGGGUGAAGAACGCAAAGACAUCAAAGUUGAGGAUAAAGAGGAAGAAAAAGAGAGGUUGGUGAGUGGAGAUCAGCAGUCUAUGGAGGAGGGUUGUCCUCUGCAUUCCCAGGAUUCUACAUGGGAAGAUCAGAACUAUACAGAGAAUGAUCAGAAUGAAGAACGGAAAGACAUCGAAGCUGAGAUUAAAGAGGAAGAAGAAGAGAGGUUGGUGAGUGGAGAUCAGCAGUCUAUGGAGGAGGGGGAGAUGAUUACGGAAUGUAAACAGGAGGAAUCUUCUCUACAUAAGGACACAAAUGGAUUCUAUCUAUGGAAGUCUACUGAGGGACGUCUUGUUGUAUCUCAAGGUUAUGUUGCAGAAGAUAAUGGAAUUGUACGAUAUUUUGUAGGAGGAAAUCCCUCUAAUUGUGAGGAACCUCCACAUACAUCCAAUGGUGAUAGUCAGGAUGUCCAUCUAAGAUCUCACAGUGUGCCGACAUCACCAGAUCCAGCAGUGGACCCGUUAUCAUGCCCCGAGUGCGGGAAAAUCUUCAAUCAGAAAUCAGACCUUCUUCGACACCAAAGACUUUACACAGGGGAUUUCCCUUAUUCAUGUUCAGAGUGCGGAAAAUGUUUUACUGAGAAAAGACAGCUCCUCAGGCACCAGAGAAUUCAUACAGGGGUGCGUCCUUUUCCAUGUUCAGAGUGCGAAAAAUGUUUUACUGAGAAAAAUCUGCUCCUCGUGCACCAGAAAAUUCAUACAGGGGAGCGUCCUUUUUCAUGUUCAGAGUGCGGAAAAUGUUAUGCUGAGAAAAAAGAGCUCCUCAGGCACCAGAGAACUCAUACAGGGGAGCGUCCUUUUUCAUGUUCAGUGUGCGGAAAAUGUUUUAUUGAGCAAAAUCUGCUCCUCAGGCACAAGAAAAUUCAUACAGGGGAGCGUCCUUUUUCAUGUUCAGAGUGCGGAAAAGCUUUUAUUCUGAAAAACGCACUGGUUAGACACCAGAAAAUUCACACGGGCGAGAGUCCUCAUUUAUGUUCAGAGUGCGGGAAAUGUUUCAUUCAGAAAUCAGACCUUCUUAUACACCAGAGAAGUCACACUGGUGAGCGUCCGUUCUCGUGUUCAGAGUGUGGGAAAGGUUUCAUUCAGAAAUCAUAUCUUUUCAAACACCAGAGAAGUCACACGGGUGAGCGUCCUCAUUUAUGUUCAGAGUGCGGGAAAUGUUUCGCUCAGAAAUCAGACCUUCUUAAACACCAGAAAAUUCACAGGGAGGAGCGUCCUCAUUUUUGUUCAGAGUGUGGGAAAGGUUUCAUUCAGAAAUCAGACCUUCUUACACACCAGAGAAGUCACACGGGUGAGCGUCCAUUCUCGUGUUCAGAGUGUGGGAAAGGUUUCAUUCAGAAAUCAGACCUUCUUAAACACCAGAAAAUUCACACGGGGGAGCGUCCAUUCUCGUGUUCAGAGUGCGGGAAAGCUUUUAUUGAGAAAGGAAAACUUGUUAUACACCAGAGAAUUCACACGGGUGAGCGUCCGUUCUCGUGUUCAGAGUGUGGGAAAGCUUUCAUUCAAAACAGGAGCCUUCUUAAACACCAGAGAAUUCACACUGGUGAAUAGCCUUUUUCAUGUUGAGUGUGGGAAGUGUUUUGCUAAGAAAAACAACUACUUUUCGCACACCAGAGAAAACAUACUGCAAUGCAUAUAAAAGCAAAAGAGAAGGCCUUCAAAAAACACAAGGCUGAAGUGAUCAUCAUCAGCAUUCAGACU
Messenger RNA from Rana temporaria (common frog), 2856 nucleotides. Its product is annotated as zinc finger protein 623-like. The record is from RefSeq and is a predicted model, not a curated record. The transcript has 8 exons. Bases 1 to 2706 code for a protein of 901 amino acids. Lineage: Eukaryota; Metazoa; Chordata; Amphibia; Anura; Ranidae.